AUGUUUUUAUUUCUUGUGAGCCCUGGAAAUCGUGCCGAUUUUUGCCAUGCUCACGAGAGGUUAGCCGUUUUCAUUGGUUUGCUUCAAAUAGAAAAGCUACUCAAGUGGUAUUACGAUAAGAUGACCAAGUUUCUUAAGGCUGGAAAGGUCGUAGUCAUUCUCUCUGGCAAGUACGCCGGAAAGAAGGCUUUCAUCGUGAAGGUGAAUGAGGAGGGAGACUCGAAGUACAAGUUCCCCUACGCUGUCGUUUGCGGACUCAAGAGAGGUCCUCGCAAGGUUCUCACCAGCAUGUCUGAGAAGAAAGUGCAGAAGAGAACCACGAUGAAGGUGUUCACGAAGGUUCUGAACCUCCAGCACUUCAUGCCCACUCGUUACAAUGUGGACUUCGAUCUUGCUGAUCUGACCAAGGGUGACAUGAAGCCUGAGGAGAGAAAGGAAGCUCUGAAGAAAGUGUCGAAGACCUUCCAGAACGUGUACCUGCACCAGAACGAUAUCACCAAGGAGAGACACAAGGCUGGAGUCGCUUACUUCUUCAAGAAGCUUAGUUUCUAAGCGCGUUGAUGAACUAUCACUUCCAACUUGAGUACCAUUC
Blastocystis hominis is the source of this 592-nucleotide messenger RNA. RefSeq lists its product as hypothetical. Lineage: Eukaryota; Bigyra; Opalinata; Blastocystidae. The record is from RefSeq and is a predicted model, not a curated record. Gene Ontology annotation, molecular function: structural constituent of ribosome. The transcript is spliced from 4 exons. Gene Ontology annotation, biological process: translation. Gene Ontology annotation, cellular component: cytosolic large ribosomal subunit; ribosome. Bases 1 to 552 code for a protein of 183 amino acids.